Gadus macrocephalus (Pacific cod) is the source of this 2806-nucleotide messenger RNA. RefSeq names its product E3 ubiquitin-protein ligase TRIM39-like. The coding region runs from base 581 to 2206 and encodes 541 amino acids. NCBI's taxonomy places the organism in Eukaryota, Metazoa, Chordata, Actinopteri, Gadiformes, Gadidae. Gene Ontology annotation, molecular function: zinc ion binding; protein binding. The record is from RefSeq and is a predicted model, not a curated record. The transcript has 3 exons.
UAAGGUUGAACAUAUUGAAUGUCGCAAAGAAGAGAGAACAUAUCAACGCAUUUUAACCAGCCUUUACUGAAUGCGCCCACAUUCAGGGUGUGAACGUUUGAAACGUCGGUAAACCGUGGGGGCGGAGACAGGUGUUAGGGGAGGAGCCUGGUGUUAGGGGAGGAGCCGGGUGUUAGGGGAGGAGUCAGGUGGUACGGAGAGGACGCCUUGUUCAGGAAACGAAACUUAAGGUUCAUAGAGACCAAAGCCAACCGACGUGGAAGCAGUUCUCUCUUUCAGGAGAAAUAGUUUGGAACAAAUAGUCUGACAGACAGUAUCAACUAGGUUGAACAUAUUUCAAUGCCAAAAAGAAGAGAAAACAUCAACGCAUGGAAGUAGCCUACACAGUGCGUGAAUGCACCAAAGUCUGAGCGUGUUCAUGGGGGCGGAGCCAAGGGUUAAGGGAGGAGCCAUGUGUUAGGGGAGGAGAGGACGUCAUAUUGAGGAAACGAAACCAAAGCAACCCGCGUCGAAGCUGUUCUCCCGUUCAGGAGAAAAUAAAUCGCAUUUUGGGACAAAAAGUCUGACAGUAAGAACAAGAAUGGCCUGUGCUAACACUUCGUGGUCUGAAGAAAACUUUUCAUGUUCCAUCUGUCUGGAUGUGUUCAACAGUCCAGUUACCACCGCAUGUGGACACAACUUCUGUAGAACCUGUAUUACAAAGUUCUGGGAUGAACAAGUCCAGUACAAAUGUCCUGUUUGCAACAAGCUUUUCAACACAAGACCUGAUCUUCAGGUCAAUACCUUCUUAUCAGAGCUGGCUGCUCAGAUUAAAACAACUGUACGAGUAAAAGAGCAGCCUUGUGUUGACCCAGCAGUAGUUCCCUGUGAUGUCUGUACUGGGACCCAGCAGAAGGCUGUGAAGUCCUGCCUGAUGUGUUUUACCUCUUACUGCGAAACCCACCUGGAGCCACAUCAGAGAGUCGCUGGCCUGAAGAAACAUCGGCUGGUCGAGCCUAUGGACCGUCUGGAAGACAGGAUGUGUAAGAACCACGACCGACUUCUGGAGCUCUUCUGCCAGACUGAACAGGUGUGUGUGUGUCAGUUCUGCACAGAGGCACACCACAAGUCCCAUCCUGUUGUACCUCUAAAGGAGGAAUAUGAAGUGAAGACGGCCCAGCUGGGGAAGAUAGAGGCUGAAUUUCCGCAGUUGAUCCAGGAGAGAAAACAAAAGAUUAAGGAGAUCAAAGACACAGUGGAACUGAGCAGCAAAGAUGCAGACAGAGAGAUAGCCCAUGGUGGGCAGGUCUUCACUGCUCUGAUAGGCUGUGUUGAAAAGGGCCGGGAUGAAUUCAACCAAACGGUGAAAGAGAAACUGAAAUCCACAGUGAAACGAGCUGAAGACCUCAUCAAAGAGCUGGAGCAGGAAAUAGAAGAUCUGACCAAUAGAAGCUCAGAGGUGAAGCGGCUCUCACACACUGAAGACCACCUCCACUUCCUCCAGACCUUCAGAUCCCUGAAGGAUCCUCCACCCACCAGGGACUGGACCACGGUGGAGGUCUGUCCUCCGUCAUACGUAGGGACCUUGAGGAGAUCCCUGGAUCAGCUGGAGGAGACACUGAACAUGGAGAUGAAGAAGCUGCCUGAUGAUGCUGAACUGAAGAGGGUCCAGAAGUAUGAAUUAGAUGUGACUCUGGAUCCUAAUACAGCUCAUCCCAGGCUCAUCCUGUCUGAGGAUGGGAAACAAGUGCAUCAUGGAGAUGUGUGGAAGAGACUCCCAGACAAUCGUAAGAGAUUUACAAAGUAUUCAUUUGUUCUCACGAGGCAGAGCUUCUCCUCAGGGAGAUUUUACUUUGAGGUCCAGGUUAAAGACAAGACUGUAUGGUGUUUAGGAGUGGCCAGAGAGUCCAUCGACAGAAAAGGUGAGACAGAGUGGACCCCUGAGACGGGUUACUGGACUCUUUGGUUCAACGAGGAUGGGUUGGUAUUUAAUGAUGACCCUGAUGUCGAUCUCCCUCUGAGAGCUGGGCUCCAGAAGGUGGGGGUGUUUGUUGAUUAUGAUGAGGGUCUGGUCUCCUUCUAUGAUGUGGAAGCCAGGGUUCAUAUCUACUCUGCUACUGGCUGCACCUUCACUGAGCCUCUCUAUCCAAUCCUCUAUCCAAGUUUACAUGAAGAAGGUAGAAACUCCGCCCCCCUGAUCAUCUCACCUGUCAAUCAAGCAGACUAGGACCUUUGUUUGAUAAUAAAAUAAUCAAACGACCAAAACAACUAAUGUUGUUUCCUGAAUUAGAAUAGAAUUAGAAUCUCUACUAUGAGAGAUCUGGGAGAUCUGCAUUAAUGUCAUACUGCUGUCAUUUAACGAGGAGAAUAUCUUUAAGAAUUAACCCUGUAGUUGUGUAACAUAACACUUUAUAAAGGGUUAUAAUGAGCUCCAUUUAUGUGUCUGUUUUCCCUUUAUUUCUUUUACAUGUUUAAGGAUAUACAAUUUCUUGUAGUUAUGUAGAAGAUGUUUAGAGGAUUAACAUGUAUAAAUAAUAAUUUGAAAAUUGAAUAUAUAUAUAAGAAUAUUGAAUGACAAAACAAUCCAAUGUCAUACAUUUGGGAUUUUAAUAAAAAGAAGGCCUGCCUUAUCAUGUGAUGGAUCAUUUCAGGGGAAUAGAUAGAUUCCAUUCCAAAAGUGUAAUAAAAAAAGUGUACUACAAAAAAUAAAAUUCCUUAUUUCUAAAACCCUUAUUUUGAUGAUUUAGAGAUUGAUGGAACUUUUUAAAUCAUUGAAGAAAUGUAAAAGUUUGUAGUUGAUGAACCAGUAAAUGAAUCUCCAAUAUAC